Messenger RNA from Arachis duranensis, 831 nucleotides. RefSeq lists its product as uncharacterized. Lineage: Eukaryota; Viridiplantae; Streptophyta; Magnoliopsida; Fabales; Fabaceae. The transcript is spliced from 4 exons. The record is from RefSeq and is a predicted model, not a curated record. The coding region runs from base 1 to 831 and encodes 276 amino acids. Gene Ontology annotation, molecular function: polyubiquitin modification-dependent protein binding. Gene Ontology annotation, cellular component: VCP-NPL4-UFD1 AAA ATPase complex.
AUGGAUUUUGAGCUGCGAAGAGCCAGAGAGAAGCUCGAGAAAGAGCAGAAGGAGAGGAAAGAGAGAGCCAGGUUGAAGCUUCUCAGGGAAAAGAAAGCCAAAGAAGAAGCACAGAAGCAGAGGGAAGCCAUCGAAGCCGCUCAGCGAUCUCGUCGUAUCGAUGCAGCUGAAGCUCAACUCAAGGCUGAUCAACAGAUGCAAGAAAGCCUUAUUGCUGGGAGGGGAAUUGUGUUUUACCGUUUGCUGGAAGCUGUGCCUUGUCAAGGUAAUGGAGAUAAGAUAAAACUGCCUCCGUCUUGCUUCACAGAAUUGUCUGAUCAGGGUGCUCUGGACAAGGGGCCCAUGUACUUCCAGUUGUCAUUAGUUCACACUGAAGACUCUUCAAGCAUUGAAGAUAUCAAUAAAGAGAAGCAAGGGACAACCCAUUCCGGAGUUUUGGAGUUCACUGCAGAAGAAGGUUCAGUGGGUCUUCCUCCUCAUGUAUGGAGUAAUUUGUUUUCUGAAGGCAUGGUAAAAUCUCCAUUAGUUGAAGUUCGCUAUGUUUGGCUUCCGAAAGGGACUUAUGCGAAACUUCAACCUGAAAGAGUUGGAUUUUCAGAUUUGCCAAAUCAUAAGGCUAUCCUUGAAACGAGUCUUCGGGUGCUUGAGUUGAAACCUUCCAAAAGUGUAUCUGUGUUAGAAACAGAUAUUGAAGUUGACAUAGUUGAUCCUUUUACAACCUCAGACAACAUAGAUCAGCAUGUUCUGCUGCCACUUGCGAUUGGGUCAUCACAAAGUGGAACUGUAGAUGAAGGAAAUGGUCUUCCCAUGAUAUUGGUUCCAAAACGUUGA